GCCGCGCGCGGGGCAUUGUGGGAGCGAGGCCGCGCCGAGCCCUCCGCCGCCGCCGCCGCUCCUGCCGCCGCCAGCGCCGCCGCAGCUCCGGCCUCGGCUUCGUCUGCCGCCGUCCCGCUGACCGCGCACAGCAGGGCUUAGAGCCGGGGCUUCCCCCACCCCGCUCCCGCCGCCGCCGCCACUACCAGCAGCAGCAGCAGCAGCGCCAGCCGGAGUCGCCGCCAUUCGCCAUGCAGCCUGCCUCUGCCAAGUGGUACGACCGCAGGGACUACGUCUUCGUGGAGUUCUGCGUGGAGGACAGCAAAGAUGUCAAUGUAAACUUUGAAAAGUCCAAACUCACCUUCAGCUGUCUGGGAGGAAGCGACAACUUCAAACACUUAAACGAAAUUGACCUCUUCAAUAACAUCGAUCCCAACGAGUCCAAGCACAAAAGAACAGACAGAUCCAUCCUCUGCUGCCUACGGAAAGGGGAGUCAGGGCAGGCCUGGCCUCGGCUAACGAAAGAGAGGGCGAAGCUCAACUGGCUCAGUGUGGACUUCAACAACUGGAAGGACUGGGAGGAUGACUCAGAUGAGGACAUGUCCAACUUCGACCGCUUCUCUGAGAUGAUGAACAACAUGGGUGGGGACGACGACGUAGACUUGCCAGAAGUAGAUGGGGCAGAUGAUGACUCACCAGACAGUGAUGAUGAGAAAAUGCCAGAUCUGGAGUAAAACAAAACUGUCGUCUUCAGGGUUUGGGGAAAGAGCUUCAUCACAACAUUUCAUAAUUGAGAUAAGAAUUUCCUGAGUUGAUAGCCCUAAAGGGAGAGAUCCUGCAUCCUUUUAACCCAUUUCCAGUCCAUUUUAAAUGGCUUCACUGAUGGUAGGUGUGUUCCCGUUGCACGGGGCGGUCUCAAGAGGCAAUAACGUUCUGCAUGAACCAGACUUCCAAACCCCUCCGCGGGGUGCAGGGCUGAGCGAUCCCCAGCAGUCGCAAUAAAGUUUACAGAGCCUCCUCCUCCUUCCCCUCCUCCCCUUCCACCUCCUCCUCCUCCUCCUCCUCUUCCUCCUCCUCCUCCUCCUCCCCCUCCUACUUCUCCUCCCUCUCCUCCCUGCCUCGCAGCAGCUCUCAUUACAAAAGGGAGAACCCUCAAUUCACACCAAAAUGGUAAAUCAGCUUGGGUUUUUUUUUUUUAUUAUUAUUAUUAUUAUUUUUCUUUUCUUUGUUGUUGGUUUUUUUUUCCCCCUCUCCCCUCCCCCUUUCUCUGGCCUGAGAGAGUUGUCAGUCUGUAGCGGGAACAAACGCGGCUGAAGCGCGGCUGUUGGCGUUGGCUCAGCGAGCGGAGCGGGCGCUGCCUCCAACCAACCCCUGUGGUGUUUUCAGGGCUGUUCCACUAAAGUUUGUAUUGAAAAGGCAAACAAAACUCUGCUGGUGUGUUGGUGUUCGUUGUGCCCCCCACCACCCCGUGCCUCCUCCCGCCGCAGGCUCUCCGUCUCCCCUCCCCGCGGGGCGUGGGCGGUUGGAUGCUGUUCGGAUCCGUUCGGACCAAAUCGUUGCGCUGUGGGUGUGGAAGGCAGGGAACAGACCUUGGGUGGCUUCGGAGCGGGCUGAAAAACCUCAGUUUGUGUUCAGAGCAGCGGGGAUUUUUUUAAUGUCUGCAUUCUUUCUAAUAAACUGUUGAAGACUUC
This is a messenger RNA of Pogoniulus pusillus (Red-fronted tinkerbird), 1670 nucleotides long. It is a transcript of the gene PTGES3, whose product is annotated as prostaglandin E synthase 3. Gene Ontology annotation, cellular component: cytosol; nucleus. Bases 231 to 713 code for a protein of 160 amino acids. The record is from RefSeq and is a predicted model, not a curated record. Lineage: Eukaryota; Metazoa; Chordata; Aves; Piciformes; Lybiidae. The transcript has 8 exons. Gene Ontology annotation, biological process: protein folding; telomerase holoenzyme complex assembly; prostaglandin biosynthetic process. Gene Ontology annotation, molecular function: prostaglandin-E synthase activity; Hsp90 protein binding; protein-folding chaperone binding.